Messenger RNA from Chilo suppressalis (striped riceborer), 2325 nucleotides. The record is from the annotation of a GenBank genome assembly. NCBI's taxonomy places the organism in Eukaryota, Metazoa, Arthropoda, Insecta, Lepidoptera, Crambidae.
ACAAAGUUUAUUGUAUUCACUAUGAUCUUAUAAUGAUGGCAUAGUCCUCAUGUAAUCGUAAUCGUCUCAUUGUUCUUCCGAAUGAAACAUUGACAAUUAAUUAGUCAUACUACUGUUUAUUUCAUUGAUACAUUCGCCAGUCCAAAAAGUAAAUUCAUGGUGAUCACUCGUUAUGAAGUUUCUCAUAGUUUUAGUUGCUGUUAUAUACCAUUAUCAAAGUGUCGAUUGUUUAAAUGCUAUCGAUUAUUUAAAUGAAAAGUUAAAUGAUCUAUCAAAAGAAGUUGUGAAAGCUUAUAAUCAUGUUACUGUUUCUAUAAAAAAUAUUUUCACCCGAAGAAAUUAUGAAGAUGAGAAAGAAAUUGAAAAAUAUAUAUUAGAAGAAAAAAUAAAACAAUCAUUUAACGAUUUCGUGGAAAAAAGCGGAUCAUGCACCCAACACCCUGAUUAUUUAAGUUUCCGAUCUGAACCAACAGCGCUAAUGUCCACACCACAAUUAGCUACGCUUCAUGGAAGACGAAUAGAAUCGCAUAUCAUUAAAACAAAAGAUAACUAUCUAUUGACUUUACAUCGUGUUUUUAAUGGAAGCAGCAUUCCCGACCGUACAGUCAUACUACAUCACGGUUUGAUGGGCAGUUCAGCUGAUUGGAUUAUGUUAGGACCGACGAAGUCAUUGCCUUAUAUUUUAAGUGACGCUGGGUACGAUGUUUGGAUGUGCAACGCAAGAGGUAAUUAUUAUUCCAGAGGUCACUUGUUAGAGAGGGUUAAUUCAUCGCGCUAUUGGAAAUUUUCGUUUCAAGAAAUGGGAGAGUACGAUUUACCAGCAGUCAUAAACUACGUGAAAAAGUUCAAGCCGAUAGACGAAAAAAUCAAUUUUAUCGGUCACUCGAUGGGAACGUCUGCUUUGCUGGUCAUGUUGUCGACGCAGCCACGCUACAAUGAAUUCUUACGGAUGGGUAUUUUAUUAGCGCCUCUAGCAUUCAUGUCAAAUGCGCAGGGGCCAAUAAAAAUGCUCACAACAAUGGCCAAUCGUCCUCCUAACAGUUUGUUGAAAGUAAUCGGUGAUACAGAAUAUUUGCCUUCGAGGAAAAUGCCUAAAAUGAUGGCAUCGAAAUUUUGUACAGGUCCUAAACUGUUCUGUGGCAAUCCCCUCCUAUUUCUGGCUGGUGGCAUAAGAGAGGAUGACUCAUUGGAAGAAAGUUUCCUAGCGAGAUUAUUAUAUCACGUUCCGGCUGGCGCAUCGACAAAUACGAUAUUGCAUUAUGGUCAGCUCGCUCAAAAUGGGAAGUUCCAUAGAUUCGGGGACUCCUCCGCGGAAUUUCAUUUACACAACGUGAGGCUUCCGAUCGUUUUGGUUACUUCCACUGAGGACUGGUUGGCAACUGUACCUGAUGUUAUGAGACUUUACUUCAACAUUGUAAAUCCGAUAGACCAUUAUGUGAUUCGUGGAAAAAAUUUGACCCACACCGAAUUCGUUUGGGGAGCUGAUGCGGACGUAACAGUUUUCUCCAAAGUCUUAGAACUAUUAGUUAGAGGUACGAAUCGAAAAUCUUUAAAAGAAAAUGAGGUGUGAAUUGGUUGGAAUUAUUCAAAUGGAUUUAGUUAUGAAUCAUAAUAAUUAUGAUUUAGGUAUUUUUUUUGCUUAAGAGGUUGUUUAAUUAAAUAUAUUACUUUGUUGUUAAAUGGCAUUUUGUGUAAGUAUAGAUAAUUCAUGUCUGGUUUAUUUGUAAAUUUUAAUACCAAAUUUAAAAUAGAUAUCACCGUAUUUGUUUUUAAAAUUUUACGCAUUCUAAUAUUCUUAAUAACAGCAUUUAUAUUUAAUUGAACAUAAGCCCUACCUAAUUCAAUUUUAACGAGUUUUAUAUUGAAAUAUUAUAACCUGUUUGUUUAUAAUAUUUAGAGUUUUUUUUCUAAAAUAAACACAAAAUUGAUCGCUAAAUUCAGGCUUAUACUUUGUUGAGUGUACAUGUACCUAAGUUAAUAAAAAAGCUAUAUCAAAUAAAGAACCCUAAACAUCUCGCAAACUAAGAACUAGCAUUCUUAGCGUGCAAUCCCAUAAAUAACUUUAAUUACUAUGAUGUUUUUUUUAAAGAACAGAUUCCUUUAUUUGUGUUUUCGACUUUUUCAUUAAAACUGCACAGAUGACUUUUGGAAAUUAUAUCUAUACUAUAGCUACAGCUAGUUAUAAAAGUACCUUAGUACCGUAGUUUUGCGAACCGAUCGCGUAGCUUCUUGACCUUCACAAGUGCUUGUAACAGCCUAGACUGAAUAAAUUACUUUUCAUUUCAUUUCACUUAUUGUGUUUUGAAGGAAGAAAGUCAAUUAAAU